AUGUCUUCUCCCUGCUAUACCCAGCACCCUUCUGCAUUUCACCCUAGCAAAGCCACUGCCAUCGAGUUUUGGAACAUCUACCUAAAUAACGUUGAGAUUAUCCUCGGACUGAAGUUGACACACAUCCCUACCGAUGAAGUCAGAGUUUACUCAACUAUAGCUGACCCUGCCAGUGCAAAGUUUGAUGACCUUGCAUUUUGCUAUAGUAUCUACUUUGCAGCGGCUGUGUCACUCGAAGUUUCGACAUCGUCCUUCCUGGAUAAGGCUACUGAGCUUCAGCAUUCGAAAAUGGGUAUCGAACAGGCCUUUGCCCACGGAGACUUCUUCAAUCAGCCAACAUUGACUGGUCUACGAGCUUUAGCUAUCUACCUAUCCGCAAUACGUGUUCAUAAUCGAGGGAAAUCUGUUUGGAUUCUUAAUGGUCUAGUCAUCCGAGUAGCUCAAUCCCUAGGACUCCAUAAAGAUGGGACUAAGCUUGGGUUGCUACCUUUUGAGUCGGAACUCCGUCGAAGACUUUGGUGGCAUAUCAUUACCAGAGACAGCCGGUCCGGUGAAGACUUUGGUUUGGAGGACCCCAAUGAACUGCUAUUGACAUCAGAUGUCAAACUACCCUUGAAUAUCAAUGAUGCGGACAUCUUCCCUGAAAUGGAUGAGUUUCCAGUUGAGCAGACCGAAUGGACCGUCAUGACUUUCUCGUUAAUCAAUGUCGACUUAGCUAAGGCCAUGGAAAGUCUGAAAGCUGGUAAACCCUCGAAUUCAACGCUCAGCAAAGAAGGGAGGGACAAAAUACUUCAAGAUGUGCAUACUAGAGUCAAGACAAGACUCCAGAAGUGCAACCCGAUAACGCCGCACCAACGACUUACGGCUCACUGCGCAAACUAUCUUUUACGAAAGCUCGACUUUGUCACAAACCAACAGUGGCUCUUAUCACAGAAGAGGGAGGUCAAUGACUCCAUACUAAAAGAAGAGACACUUAUCGCCGCGUUGGACAUCCUGGAAGCGAGGACAGCUGGCGGUGAUCCUUUUCUAGCGCAGUUCUCAUGGGCAAAGAAGGUUCAUCCGCAAUACCAUGUGACAUUGUAUGUUCUGUGGUAUUUGUGCACUAAACCUCAAGGUCUGCACGUCGAACGCGCUUGGCGUGCUUUAGAUAGUAUAUUUGAACAGGAGAUGGCUUUUGACUUCAUUGGCUGUACUGGAGCUAAACCAGCUGUUCUGGAGGCGUUGAGGACAAAGGCCGAAACACUGCGGAAGAAUCUGGACGCGCCAACUGCAAGGGCUGGAUAUAGCUUAGAGCCUGCUACGUCGACUGAGCUAGAACACAGUGAGGACCCUUUGAAAUUCAUUGAAGGCUUCAACUUCGAUGAAGAGGUUUUUGAAGAUGGAGUUCCAGGGUCAUCGUGGACCUUCUUACUUCAGGAACUUCAAGCGGAUCAACCUUUAUUUUAA
This is a messenger RNA of Fusarium musae, 1446 nucleotides long. RefSeq lists its product as uncharacterized. Bases 1 to 1446 code for a protein of 481 amino acids. The record is from RefSeq and is a predicted model, not a curated record. NCBI's taxonomy places the organism in Eukaryota, Fungi, Ascomycota, Sordariomycetes, Hypocreales, Nectriaceae. Gene Ontology annotation, molecular function: DNA binding; zinc ion binding. The transcript has 2 exons. Gene Ontology annotation, biological process: DNA-templated transcription.